Messenger RNA from Carya illinoinensis, 1237 nucleotides. RefSeq lists its product as uncharacterized. Bases 19 to 723 code for a protein of 234 amino acids. NCBI's taxonomy places the organism in Eukaryota, Viridiplantae, Streptophyta, Magnoliopsida, Fagales, Juglandaceae. The record is from RefSeq and is a predicted model, not a curated record. The transcript is spliced from 2 exons.
GAAAGUUUGACACCUAAAAUGCGCCAAUUUGUACAAACCAUGUGUAAUGGAGAAUUUUUUGACAAAGAGCCUGAGGAGGCAUUUGAAUAUUUUGAUUAUCUUGCUGAAAAUGCCCAAUCUUGGGACACAACUGAUGUGCAUGAUAGGUCUAGGCAGGUUGAGUCUAGUCACGGAAAAUAUAUUGUAAAUGAAGAUGAUGAUUUGCGUGCUAAAUUAACCUUGCUGUCUAGAAAAGCGGAAGCCAUGGAAUUGAAGAAAGUAAAUGAAGUGCAUGUUAUCCCUAAAUUUUCUGAGAAGUGUGGCAUAUGUGAGGAUCAUGAGCAUUCAACUAAUGAAUGUCCCACGAUCCCUGCUUUCAAGGAAGUAUUGUUGGACCAAUCUAAUGCUGUAAACAUGAUACAUAAACCAUAUUCUGGUCUUUACUCUAAUUCUUAUAAUCCAGGAUGGAGGAGCCACCCAAAUCUCAGUUGGAAGGGUGACCAACAUGUAACUCCAGCAACCUUGGCCCCAGGGCCCUCUCAACUGGCAAUUCAAGCACCUCCAAUGCAAAAGAAGGGACUUGAAGAUACGAUUCAGCAGCUGAGUGUGACACUUCAACAGUUCAUGCAAGGUCAAGCAACACUCAACAAUCAGAAUUCAUUGGCAAUUAAUGACAUACGGAGUUCCCUCACAAGGUUGACUACAUCUUUAAGUACCCAAGAGAGGGGUAAAUUUCCUGUAUAGUCACAACCAAAUCCACAAGGGCAGCCUCAUCAAGUGCAAGCAAUAAUUGAGGAUCCUAACUUAAAGUCGGUCAAAGCGGUGACUACUUUAAGAAGCGGUAAGGUGGUAGACAUUCCAGCACAUGAGCCAUACAAUUCUGGAACCGGGCAUGGGGUGCCUUGGCAACCAAUGUUUGCAGAGUCGCCACCUUGGGCAGCACCUAUAAAACCAUCUUCAGAUAACAGACACCAUCUCAUUGGAGCACUCAGGACACUCAAAAAUUCAAAUCUGAGGUUGAAUAAUUUUUUUUAUGAUGACCUUCACUUGUUUAAAUAUUGCUCUGACCAAAUGUUUCGAAGAUGUUUAGCUAACAAACACAUCCAAAGUAAGAUUUUUGAUCCUGGUAAGUUAAGGUUUCGGUGGAGUGGGCCUUAUUUGGUUAAAAAAAGUUUUCCCUCAUGGUGCUAUUGAGGUUGCACCUGAAGAACCUACUUUGCAUUUGCUUGAUCCUAAUUGAUGGUUCUUGAUCUAUCCA